Molecule: messenger RNA, 3351 nt
Organism: Trypanosoma brucei brucei TREU927
Lineage: Eukaryota; Euglenozoa; Kinetoplastea; Trypanosomatida; Trypanosomatidae
Exons: 1
Coding region: 1-3351 (1116 amino acids)
Source: RefSeq, a predicted model, not a curated record
AUGAUGGAGUUGGCGGAAGGUGUGCGGAGCGGCUCUUCGGUUUUUGCUGGUGUUUCUCCGAAUAAUGUGAUAAGGGCUCGAAGGCCAAGUGUGGAGGCACCGCCCAUGAUUUCCAUCCAGCGAUCACCGAGCGCAGGAAGCGGGGCUUUAGAGUCACGAAGUCGGUCCGAGUCACCGCGAGCGGCUUCAAUAGGACGGCUACCUCCACGGGGUCUCCCUGUUCCACUCCGUGCACAACAACAAAGGGCAAUUAAUUUGAGAUCAAUGAGCAGUUCACAAACACAAGAACGGAUCCUUCUGCCAAGAUCGAGAUCAUCCUCUCUCAUGUUGUCAUCUGCAGCCGUCAUACCGGCGGAUAUGGUAGCUUCGAAGCGGUUCACUCCCCCUGGGGGUCGGACCCCACUUGUAGGCCCGGCCAAGAGCCCACCGAUUGGUUUUGUUAAAGUCAUGGCGGGGCCACCACCUCCAGGGAUGGUUAAGAUCCCCGUUUCACCUUCGGCGAUAAAAUCGCCAGGACUAUCGCCCCAUUUUAACAGAAGUCAAACCAGUGUUUCAUCCCCCAUGCAGUCCGUGGCCCUACCGUCUCCGGCGUCUCCAGCACCUGCACUGACUCCGGGAUUGGCAAGGAAGUCCAGCGACCAUGUGAGUCCGGGAGAACGGAGUCGGCGGCGGCGAAGACGAUCGGAGGGGAAAAUUGUUGACACUCCACAGAAACACCGGUCACGCACGAACGAAAUGGAAUGUAUGGAGGGAUUGGCAGCUGCGACUGAAGGGAGUUUACCGGCGGAGCAAUCACGUCACCGUCGACAUCAUCGUCUCAGCCGACGUACAACUGCACGACGCUCAUCAUCAGCCCUCGCCGGAGAAAAAGCAUCGAAGGACGUUCCCCCGACUCCAGAAAACCCUGUUGUUAAUGGCGAUAAUGGUGAUGAAAUUGCGUUUGUCGCAGAGGAAGAAGGAAAGGAGGGCGCGAACACUGAAGCAAAGCAGCGUUCAGGGGACGCAAGAAAGUCCUCUUCUUCCUCUAGUGACUCCUCGGUUUCGUUCCAAUUUACCGAUACGAAUCCCCCUGAGGGCCAGUGUAAGGAGGAGGAGACUACACCGACCCCGGAAGAAAAAAGUGUUGUGAAUGAAAAGUGUGCGAAGCCGAUGGACGUUGAGUCACCACGAAGUGCAAGCCGCACACAACGUCAUAAUUCACAUAGAAUAUCGGCGCCAGAGACACCCAAGAGCAAGGGGUCCGGGAUAUCGAGCAAAUCCCGAUCUCGUUUUGGGUUACCUUCCGUAGAAGGGGUGCAGAAAGCAUCAGUGAUGGAAGUGGAUGAGGAGGAAAAAAUAGAAGAAGCGACACCUGCAGAGGGUAAACAUGAGCCUUCGCUACCUGUUGCCGAGAAUCCCAAAAAUCAGUGGAACGCAAUGAUGUCUACAUUACAAGAUCAGAGUUCCAAUGGUGUUAGCAGGAGAACGGCUCCGUCACUGGAAACGUCUAACAAACUUCAAGAAGCUAGUCGCAAGCAUAUUGCUGAACAGUUUCUGUCGAUUCUGUGCCCUCAACAGUUUUACGGGAAGGUUACUAAGCUACACCGCAUCCGCCUAAUAAACUCUGAACGCUCGCGAGCUCCUGGGUUGAAAGAGCACGCCACCAUUUUAGUUGCAUCCAAGGGUGUAUUGCCGAACCAGUUAUUUUAUCCACAGUUGCGUCUCGCGCAAUGCGAUGGGGUGGAAGCGACAUCUGCCGAUAUUCCGGGGCAGUUGGACACCUCCAUAGUUCUAUGUGAGGCGGCGCCAGGCAAUAUGGUGUUUGCUGGCACUGAAGUUGAGGCUGAACAUAUAUUUGAAAACGACUCUACCGUCACCAGCUGCUUUACUUUGGAUAAAUCCGCAAUUAUUUUCCGCGACCCCGUAAGGUAUGUGCUCCCAAAGGCCAUGUUGGAUGUCCGAUGGAUCCCGUAUUCUGUUCAAGGCUCCGAACCUCUUUGCCCCGUUCAUCACAAGGAGCUUCAACUGUAUGACAGCUCAACGAGAGAACUUUGUUGCUCUCUUUGUCUGUCGAAAAGUGGGGUUGACACAUCGAAAUUAAUUGUCGUCCCUGAAGCUCUCGAAGGUGAUUCACGAAGGCGCGUCACGGAAACCCUGGGCGAGCAUUUGAAAAGGAGCAUCGAUAAAACUGCUGAGUGGAUGGGCCAUCAUCAGCGGAUAAUAUCGGUGGCGAAGCACAAAAAGGAGGCCGUUAUUCGGCAAUUCGACAUGCUCAUAUCUGCGGUGAAAUCGAAGCGGGACGAAUUUUUGGAGCACUGUGAUGCUUCCUUCGCAUCGACAUUGAGCAGCGUAGCCAAAGAAAUACUACUGGCCGAAGAAAAAGUUGCACUAAUGAAAGCGGCAAUAGACCAUUUGCGCUCGGACGCCCUCAAGCCACUGUAUUCCCUUCAGGUUGCUACGGUGGCCAGCGCGCUUCACGUAGGGGAAGAAACCCCGUGGGGCACUUCGACGGAUGCAACUGACAUCUCACUUCUGAAUUCGGGGUUAUCGGUUAAUUUGGAGGGUGUUAUGGCGGAGUUGCAGCUUGUUUCCGUGGUCCCAUACACGCGUCCUCCUAGUUCCAGACGCCGCAGAAUGGGGGAUGAUAGACAGGAAGAGGUUACGCAGACGGAUGAUUACGAAAGCAAAAGAAGGACUUCCCAGAAAAGCGUUCCCACAAAAGAGUUAACCCUCGAUGACCAUUUGAAUCUGUCUACCCACCCACAUAAACGGCCUCUCACAAGCGUACGUCGCAGACGUUCAGUUGGGAGAGGAUCCCCAACCGGCCGACGAGCUGCACCGCUGUUGCCUCACGAGGUAUUUGAAGAUAGUGAUAUACUGGGAGAUGACGAGAACAUCAAGAGAGUGCGUCGCCUAGGGCAGUGGAUUACUGUCCCUGGGUGCCGGGGGACAUGCAUUUUCAAUGCCCCUAUUCACAAGAUUAUCAAGGCAUGUCGAGAGGGUAGAAACCUGUCGACGCGGCCAAUUGCACUCCAAUGGACUCUUCGUGUAGACGACCCGGGUGAAUGGGUUGGCAUUGGCGUGGGCGUAGGAGGUAAUUUAACAACAUGGAGUGAAAACCAUACGCCCGAUCUUGGCCACCUGUGGGUUGUACCUGAGGGUGCGAGACGUCAGCACUUUAACUUGAGAGUAACCUUAGCCCCACGAGUUGGUCACGCAAAACUAACCGUCCACAACACGAAUGGGAAGCAACUGGAUGACGGUCAUAUCCCACAGUGGAGGGCAGCAAGGAGCUGUUACCCACAAAUAACAUUUGGUGGACGCAUUGGUGACGUCAGGUUAAUUGACGGCCCCCAGUUGUUGACAACAUGA